Molecule: messenger RNA, 1487 nt
Organism: Drosophila guanche
Lineage: Eukaryota; Metazoa; Arthropoda; Insecta; Diptera; Drosophilidae
Product: cytoplasmic dynein 1 light intermediate chain 2-like
Exons: 1
Coding region: 92-1402 (436 amino acids)
Biological process (GO): microtubule cytoskeleton organization; microtubule-based movement
Cellular component (GO): cytoplasmic dynein complex; centrosome
Molecular function (GO): dynein heavy chain binding
Source: RefSeq, a predicted model, not a curated record
UUGAAAAGUCAAAAAUUCAGUAAUCAGAAUUGAGAAGGGGAGAAAAGUUAUCAUAGAGCUGCACAAAUUGGUACAAGAAAAGGUACACAAAAUGGGAACAACAAAGGUAGAGAAGAAUCUAUGGCUUGCCACAUUGUUUGAGCAAAAACGUGGCUUCCGAAAAUUGGUGUCAAACAAAUCAGUACUCGUUGUUGGUGAUAAUGGCACCGGCAAGUCGUCCCUCAUUGCCAAGCUGCAGGGAAGAAGGCCCCCAAAGUAUGGUGGCGGCUUGGAGUUUGGCUACAUUGAUGUUGAGGACGAGAGCAAUGGUGACAAGACGCAGUUGGUAGUUUGGAUAUUGGAUGGUGACGCGGGGCAUACAAAUCUGUUGCCCAUUGCACUCAACGAAAAUAACUUGGGAGAAGUACUCGUCAUGCUUACAGUUUCGAUGAUGGUACCUUGGACCUGGCCUGAGCAGCUCAAGUAUUGGAUAAACGUACUGGAACGCCACAUCGAAAUCCUGCCGCUGGCUGCCGAACAGAAGGAGGCGGCACGCAAGCGCCUUGUAACAAAGUGGCAGAGUUACUGCUACACAGGAUCGACUUUACAGCCAACAAACGGGUGUCAAAACAAGGAAAUCGAUGUGGAUGAACUGUUGCCGCUGACUAAGGAUGCACUUACCACAAAUAUUGGUCUCGACCUUGUAGUUGUGGUCACAAAGACGGACUGCAUGGGGGCCGCCUUUCACAUGGAGCACGAGUAUGGUGAUCAGCAUUUCGAUUUUAUGCAGCAAUGGAUACGCAAAUUUUGCCUCCGUCACGGGGCUGCACUCUUCUACACGAGCCUGAAAAAAGCAACAACCUGUGAUAACCUGCAGAAGUAUCUCUUUCAUCGUCUUUAUGGUCUGCCGUUCCAAACUCCCCCGAUGGUCGCUGACCAGGAUGCAGUACUCGUUCCGGCUGGCUGGGAUACCCUGAAGAAGAUUGAUAUUUUGACUGAAAACAUCCCUGGACUCGACCCCGAUUGCGACUACACGGACAUCAUCAAGGCACCAUUCACCGGGAGUGCGAUUUUCAAUCGAGAUUUGGAAUUUGUGGAAACCGUGGAUGAGCAGGCCUUUCUGGCCCGCCAGUUGGAGAUACUCAGGAAACUCAAUCAAGCCGAUGCAGAGGGAGGCGGCGACUCCAUAAGCCGCACACACCCAACCAGCACUGGACAGUGCUCACCCACGAAUCCUGAUCCUGAUGGCCCUUUGGCCAAGUUCUUCGCUAAACUUAUGGAGAAGAAGCCGCCAAUUAGCAGCAGCGCUGGUGAUGGUCCGGUGUCGGAGUCUGGCCGCAACGACACCGAGAAGUUGGCCGCAGAAUUGGAUCGCUUGUCGAGCAGCAUCAAGAAGAAGAAAGACCAGAAAAAACCAAAGUAAACGCAACCAAACAUGAACCGACACGAUCAAACCUAAAACAACAACAAAACAUUAUCAGAUUAAAAUAAACAACAAAUUGGGCAGC